Nycticebus coucang (slow loris) is the source of this 3277-nucleotide messenger RNA. Its product is annotated as zinc finger protein 555. Gene Ontology annotation, molecular function: DNA-binding transcription factor activity, RNA polymerase II-specific; RNA polymerase II transcription regulatory region sequence-specific DNA binding. Bases 476 to 2356 code for a protein of 626 amino acids. The record is from RefSeq and is a predicted model, not a curated record. Lineage: Eukaryota; Metazoa; Chordata; Mammalia; Primates; Lorisidae. The transcript has 4 exons. Gene Ontology annotation, biological process: regulation of transcription by RNA polymerase II. Gene Ontology annotation, cellular component: nucleus.
GCCGGUCUCCACCCUGAGACCCCGGACUCUCCCUUCCUCCCCAACGGCGCCGUCCCAGCCUAUUCUGUUCCCAGCGUUCCCCGCCAGGGUCCUCAUUUGCACAGAGCGAUAGAUGUUCCUUUUUAAGGGUUGGUUUCUGCUUUUGAUCGGUCCACAGGAGCUAGGGGCAGGGCCACCCCGAGAUCCGCGGGGACGGUCCCUGUGCCCCUCCCCCAGGGCUGCUGACCAUCAUCCUGGGGCCCCGGUGGACUGGGCCUGUCCAGUGUCUUCUCAGCCCGCCCUCCUAGGUCUCCGCUGCCCGCUCUCUGGGGACCCGCUGUGCUGCCCCCCACAGGACAGCUGAGAGGUGGGAUGGGAGCUGCCCGGUGCUCAGUGUCUGGGCAAAACCUCCCAGGCACCCCCACCUGAAAAGCCCACCCCUGGGGCACGCCAAGAUGCUCUUCCCUAAAUCCCAAAUUUCCUUCUUAGAGACACGAUGAUGGAUUCAGUGAUCUUUGAGGAUGUGGCUGUGGACUUCACCCUGGAGGAAUGGGCUUUGCUGGAUUCAGCUCAGAGGGACCUAUACCGAGAUGUGAUGGUGGAAACCAUUCAGAACUUGGCCUCAGUAGAUGAAACUCAAUUUAAGGCCAAUGGGUCAGUUUCCAAGCAGGAUAUGAAUGGAGAAAAAAUACUCAAGGAACCUAAAAUAGCAAAGUUCAUCAGAAGUGUUUCCUGGCCCUCUGUUUUGGGAAAAAUUGGGGAAGAUCUUAGCACCAAAGAUCAGCACACAAACCAGGGAACAAGUCUGAGAAAUAAUAUGAUGGAGAGACUUGGAGAAAGGAAUGAUCAAUGUGGAGAAGAUUUCAGCCCAAUUGCAAAUCUUAAUUUCUACAAGAAAAUUUUUACUGGAGUAAAACAAUAUGAUUACAGUGCUUACGGAAACAUCUUCAUGCACCCUUCAUCCCUCAAGAGUUACAUCACAGUUCACACUGGACACAAACCAUAUCAGUGCCAGGAAUGUGGGCAGGUCUACAGUUGUUGUUCGCACCUGAGAACACAUAUGAGAACCCACAAUGGAGAGAGACCCUAUGUGUGUAAAUUAUGUGGGAAAACCUUUCCUCGUACUUCUUCCCUCAAUCGGCAUAUGAGAAUUCACACUGCUGAGAAAACCUAUGAGUGUGAGCAAUGUGGGAAGGCCUUCAUUUAUUUUUCAAGUCUUACUAGUCAUGUGAGAAGUCACACUGGAGAGAAGCCAUACAAAUGUAAAGAAUGUGGGAAAGCUUUCAGUUAUUCCUCAACUUUUCGAAGACACAUGAUAACACACACUGGAGAGAAGCCAUAUAAAUGUAAAGAAUGUGGGGAAGCCUUUAGUUAUUCCUCAACAUUUCGAAGACACAUGAUAUCACACACUGGAGAGAAGCCACAUAAAUGUAAGGAAUGUGGAGAAGCCUUCAGUUAUUCCUCAGCUUUUCGAAGACAUAUGAUUACACACACUGGAGAAAAACCCUAUGAAUGUAAACAAUGUGGGAAAACCUUCAUUUAUCUCCAGUCCUAUCGAAGACAUGAAAGGAUUCACACUGGAGAGAAACCCUAUGAAUGCAAACAGUGUGGGAAAACCUUCAUUUACCUCCAGUCUUUUCGAAGACAUGAAAGGACUCAUGGUGGAGAGAAACCUUAUGAAUGUAACCAAUGUGGAAAAACAUUCAGUCAUCCUUCAUCCUUUCGAGGACAUAUGAGGGUGCACACUGGAGAGAAACCCUAUGAAUGCAAGCAAUGUGGAAAAACUUUUAAUUGGCCCAUAUCUUUACGGAAGCAUAUGAGAACACACACUAGAGAGAAACCCUAUGAAUGUAAGCAGUGUGGGAAAGCCUUCAGUUUGUCUGCUUGCUUUCGAGAACAUGUGAGAAUACACCCAGAAGACAAAUCCUAUGAAUGCAAGCUAUGUGGGAAAGCUUUUUAUUGCCACAUAUCCUUACAAAAACAUAUGAGAAGGCACACUGCAGAGAAACUCUAUGAAUGCAAGCAAUGUGGGAAGGCCUUCAGUUGGCCUGAACUUUUGCAACAACACGUGAGAACACACACUCUAGGGAAACCCUAUGAAUGUAAGGAAUGUGGGAAAGUCUUCAAAUGGCCAUCAUCUUUACCAAUACAUAUGAGACUGCACACUGGAGAGAAACCUUACAAAUGUAAGCACUGUGGGAAAGCAUUUAAUUGUUCCUCAUCCUUACGAAGACAUGUGAGAAUACAUGCUACAGAAAAACAGUAUAAAUAUAACACAGGACCUCCUCCUGCAAAUAAAUUCACGUACAAUACUUCAGAAAACUCACACCAGGAGGAAGAGCUUGUAAAAGUUGUAAAUAUGGUAUUGCCUUUAUGAGCACCUCGUCUUUAAAGUGGACACCUAAGGAGUGUAUUUAUGGUUCAUUUACAGAUAAACAGGAAAAAUAAUUCUCUAGGUACUCUUAGCUAUACUACUUAAGUUUGGGAAGGUAGCUUUUUUUCUUACAAUUCAGUAAAUAAAACUAUCUUUACAAUUUGUUGGACUCAUGGGUGAUUUGAAGUGUAUUUUAAAUAUGAAAUUAGGUUUAAUUUUUACUGAUUUUCUUAAAUUGUUCUCUGAGUAAUGAAUUGGUGGAACAGGGACACUGGUAUUUGUUGAGAUUUAUUUUUACUGACUUAGUGUAGCAGAUAUUGGAUAUCACUUACCUAUUGUAUUUUCCACCAUUCUUACUGGAAGAAUCUUUAUUCUUUUUUACUCCCAUUUUCCUCUUAAGACAUAAUUAGUAGUGUAGGAUAAUAUUUAUAAAUAAACAUAUCCUACAUCAAGCACACAAAGUGAAUUCAGUGUGAGUUUAAAAUGACUUGCUAUUCUUCCAGAGGCUUAAGGGACCUGGGCCCCCCUGGGACACACACAGAGUUGGCUUGACUGGAGUUAAAAUUCCACAAGCCCAUUCUCUGAAGCUGUGAGCCCCGUGAAGCCUGAGAUCAAAGGGCAUGCCGCCCUUCCUCAGAGAUACGGGACAGAGGGUUGACGUAUGUUAACAACAUAUUGUCAGAGGUCUAUACGUGCUCUGCCCUGAGGAAAAGACACAGUCGUUACUUCAUACUGAGUAAACUGAGUGAAUGCUUGAAGAUAUUCUUCCAUUAACUCUGUUCCCCUGUGGCUACUUUCUUCUUUAUGCUAUCUGUUUAGAUACCUGCCCAGAGAUUAGUCAGUGUCUAGAAGAAGAUGUUUACUACAAAAGUGAUUGUGUUGAUAUGGUAACAGGAUAUUUUCUUUCGAGUUGAUUUCAGAUAG